CGUACAUGUGGAUUUAAGAGAGAGAGAGAGAGAGAGAGAGAGAGAGAGAGCAAGUAUUCCGACUGUAUUUUACACGUAUAAAGAUUAUUGUUGAUAAACACCAUUUGAAUUUUUUAUCAAUUAUUCUUAAAUAGAUUUACGAAUUUCAACAAACGCAAAUCCAUAUGUGAUCGAACUUUUGAACCAGAGUACCAUGUGUGGAAUCUGUUGCAUUCUUGGACCUAAGGAAAAAAUUGAACAACACGAUAAGAAUUUGGUUUUGGAAUCACACAUUAGUCACCGUGGUCCAGAUGCUUCCAACUGGACAUCGUUCAGUGUGUCUGAGGAAAUCAGUGCAACCCUGUAUGGCUUUGUUCUUCAUCUAAGGGGUCAGCUAACCAUGCAACCACUGACCGACCAAAAUGGUAACAUACUGUUAUGGAAUGGAGAGAUAUUUGAUGGUUUACCAGAGUUACAAGAAGAUGACAAUGACACUGAAGCAUUGCUAACAGCCCUGUCACACUGUCACACCGAUGAGGAGAUCUUGUCUGUGCUCUCACAUCUACAGGGCCCUUGGGCUUUUAUUUAUUGGCAAGUUGAAAGAAAGCAACUGUGGUUCGGACGUGAUGUUUUAGGACGAAGAAGUCUUUUGUGGCAUCUCCCGGAAUCUUUGGAGGAUUUUUUCAUCUUAAGUUCUAUCAAAGCUGGUUCGCAUAAAUACACAGAAAUUCCAGCUGUAGGAAUUUUCCGUAUGAAAUUUGAAAAUUUGAAUUUGAAGACCUUACCAUACCAAUUAAUUCUUCAUCCUUGGAAAGAAGCUGUUUGGCCAAUGACUGGGGAAAACCUUGACGAUGUCUUACAAUCAAAUCCAAACAUUAUCUCUGGACUACACCCAGAAAUAUUAGAAAUUUCUUCACCAACAACAAACACAUUCUUACCUUCAAUUUGUAAAGACAUGCCAUCUUCAAACUAUGAGCAUCCACCAACAGAUAAAUUAGAUGUUUCUUAUUUAGACUUUUUGUUGAAAUCAGACUUGGGCCUCCAAACUGAAGCUGAGAAACUAAUUGACUUUUUAGGACAAUCUGUAAAUACUCGUAUCUUAAAUCAAAUCCCAAAUUCUCUAUUAAGUAGCAAAAAUUUAUCUUUUAAUACUUUGUCGAAAUAUAACAUUUCAUACAAGACAUGCUCUUCUGGAGAUGUAAUGGAACCAUUUUCUAAUUUGCAUUGUGGAACUGAUUCCGUUUCACAAUUACAUUCAAUUGAAGAAUCGAAUCCAGACCAUCUGGUUGUUUCUGAAGAAUCGCUGCCAUUGCAGGAGAAUAAUAGCUGUGAUUCCGAACAUAUUUCAUCUGAGACCAAAGUAAUUGAUCUUCACAAACCGACAAUUUACUUAGGAGAUGCUAAUGUUGCCAUUCUGUUCUCUGGUGGUCUUGACGCCGCUGUUAUUGCAGCUCUUGCUGAUCGAUAUGUAGAUCCAGAAAAAUCUAUUGAUUUACUCAAUGUUGCAUUUGCUUCACCUGGUUCAGAACAACAACAACAACAGAAGAAGAAAAAAAAAGAUAAAAGAAACAAUGGAUUAGGAGAUGAUCAUACAACAUCUGCUGAUAAAAACCCUUUCUUAGUCCCUGAUCGAUUGACUGGUUACACUGCCCUUGAAGAACUUAACCCUCGUAGAAAAUGGAACUUUAUUGAGAUUAAUGUAACCAAAGACGAGCUGCAAGAAAUCAGGCAGAAACGUGUGUCCCAUUUGCUCUAUCCAUUGUGCUCUGUAUUAGAUGACAGCAUUGGAUGUGCCAUAUGGUUUGCAAGUCGAGGCCUUGGAAUUCUGGGAAAUGGCCCCAAUAAAGGAAAGCUGUUUUACAGUCGAGCUAAGGUAAUUUUAUGUGGAAUGGGAGCAGAUGAGUUAUUUGCUGGUUAUUCAAGACAUAGAUCCUCAUUCAGUAAAGAUGGCUGGCAGGGUCUUAUACAAGAAUUGCAAACUGAAGUAAAUCGUAUAUCUGCACGGAACCUUGGGCGUGAUGAUCGUGUUAUAUCAGACCAUGGCAGAGAAGCACGUUUUCCUUAUUUGGAUGAAAAAUUUAUCAACUUCGUUGCUGAAAUACCUGCUUAUAAAAAGGUGGACCUGACUCUGCUGCGAGGUAUUGGUGAAAAGUUAUUGCUACGGUUAUGCUCGUUUAAACUUGGUUUCACUAAGACUGCUGUGCAGCCUAAAAGAGCCAUUCAGUUUGGAUCCCGCAUAGCGAAACUAGAAAAUUCAAAAGAGAAAGCAAGUGAUGUAUGUACUCGAUUAAAACCUAGCAGUUAACCACUGCAGUUCUUUAAACUA
This is a messenger RNA of Octopus sinensis (East Asian common octopus), 2305 nucleotides long. RefSeq names its product asparagine synthetase domain-containing protein 1. The coding region runs from base 194 to 2284 and encodes 696 amino acids. The record is from RefSeq and is a predicted model, not a curated record. Lineage: Eukaryota; Metazoa; Mollusca; Cephalopoda; Octopoda; Octopodidae. Gene Ontology annotation, molecular function: asparagine synthase (glutamine-hydrolyzing) activity. The transcript is spliced from 14 exons.